AUGGAUAGGAUCAGAGCUCCAGCUAUAUUGUCCCAAAGGAAGAGACAGAAAGGGAUGCGUUCCCCAAACCUUUCCUGCAGUUAUGAAAUAAAGUUCAAUAAGUUUGUCAUUUUUAUUAUGCAGAGGAAGAUGGGGAUGACCAGAAGGACAUUUUUGAUGGAGCUGGCAAGAAGAAAAGGUUUCCGAGUAGAAAGUGAACUAAGUGACACUGUCACUCAUAUUGUGGCCGAGAACAACUCUUACCUGGAGGUGCUGGACUGGCUGAGAGGACAGGCUGUGGGUGACAGCUCCAGGUUUGAACUACUGGAUAUCUCCUGGUUAACAGCCUGCAUGGAAGCAGGAAGACCAGUUGAUUCAGAAAUGAAGUAUCGUCUCAUGGAACAAGAUCAGUCUCUUCCUUUGAAUACACCUGAAUCAGAAGUGCCAUCAUUUAUUGCAAGCAAAGUAUCUCAGUAUUCGUGUCAAAGGAAGACAACUUUAAAUAACUACAACAAGAAGUUCACGGAUGCCCUUGAGAUAAUGGCUGAAAAUUAUGAGUUCAAAGAAAAUGAAAUAUUCUGCCUGGAAUUCCUGAGAGCAGCUUCUGUGCUGAAAUUUCUUCCAUUUCCAGUAACCAGAAUGAAAGAUAUACAAGGGUUGCCCUGCAUGGGAGACCGAGUCAGAGAUGUCAUUGAGGAGAUUAUUGAAGAAGGAGAGAGUUCUAGAGCUAAAGAAGUGUUAAAUGAUGAACGACACAAAUCAUUUAAGCUGUUUACCUCGGUCUUUGGAGUGGGAGUGAAGACAUCUGAGAAAUGGUACAGAAUGGGUUUACGAACUCUGGAAGAGGUAAAAGCUGACAAGACCCUGAAGCUGUCAAAAAUGCAGAAAGCAGGGUUUCUCUACUAUGAGGACCUUGUUAGCUGUGUAUCUAAGGCAGAAGCGGAUGCAGUAAGCUUGAUUGUCAAGAAUACUGUGUGUACGUUUCUACCAGAUGCUUUAGUUACCAUAACUGGUGGUUUCAGGAGGGGUAAGAAGAUUGGACAUGAUAUAGAUUUUUUGAUCACCAAUCCAGGACCAAAAGAAGAUGAUGAACUUCUGCAUAAAGUUGUUGACUUAUGGAAAAAGCAGGGCUUACUUCUAUAUUGUGAUAUCAUUGAAUCAACAUUUGUAAAGGAACAGCUACCAAGCAGAAAAGUUGAUGCCAUGGAUCAUUUUCAGAAGUGUUUUGCAAUUUUAAAAUUGUAUCAGCCAAGAGUAGACAACAGCAGUUACAACGUGUCAAAAAAAUUUGAUAUGGCAGAAGUCAAAGACUGGAAGGCAAUCCGUGUGGAUCUGGUCAUAACUCCCUUUGAGCAAUAUGCGUAUGCUCUUUUAGGCUGGACAGGCUCCAGGCAAUUUGGACGUGAUUUGCGGAGGUAUGCUACUCACGAAAGGAAGAUGAUAUUGGAUAACCAUUCCUUAUAUGACAGGAGAAAGAGGAUCUUUCUCAAAGCUGGAAGUGAGGAAGAAAUCUUUGCACAUCUUGGCUUGGACUAUGUCGAACCAGGGGAAAGGAAUGCUUAAAAUGAUUUGCCAGUGUACAUUCAUCAGUUGACAGCAAUGGUCUUUCUACCUACCUUGUGGUCUGAUUUAGAUAUAUAUAUAUGUAUAAAAAAAAUACUUGUUUCUAUGAAAACUAAAAAAUUUUAAAUAUAUAUUAGUUAGAAGCCAUUAUACGUGCUAGAAAAGAAGAGUAUAAGUUCUUCGGAAUCCUUUCCAAUGUUUUCCAUUUUAUUUUUUGAAGUUUCUACAUGGGAGUGACAAGAUAGAGCUUGUUUUGGGGGGGGAACUUGAAGCUGGUGAGAUUUUUGCUUGUGAUAGGAAUUUAACAUUCCUGUGAACAAUACUUGCUUGUUAAAAUGCUGUCAGAUAUGACAAUACCUAAAUAAUACAAAAUAUUUGAGCUGAGUCCAAAAAUUACUGAAAUGCAUGCUUAUCUUUAACUGAAUUUCUUAAGUAUUUUGCUGAAUCCAUAUAUAAAAUUGCUACUGUAUAUAAGGCUUAAUGACCUAGGCAGUAAUUAGUCUGGCAGUCUCAGCAAGUUGAGGCUUGAAUUGUAAUAUUUUUCCAGGUAGGGUACCACGCUACAAAAACUGUAAACAAAUAGAGAAUUCAGUGAGAGUUAAAAAAUGUUUCACAAGAAGGGAAAGAAAAAGUGGAAUAACUCAGUAUCAAUCUUCAAUUGUGAGGAAAAAAUACUAUAAAUUUGGAGUACUCAUUUGGGCUAAAGAAGAUUCAGGUUGUGUGAUGUGAUGGUCCUCAUUCAGGAAUUUGAACCAUAACCUGCAUGAAAACAGCUGCUUUAACUGUUAGGCUGGUGCCUGCUCCAAGUUGAAAGCUUUUAAUUGUCUAUGCUCAAUUUAUAUAGAUGGAAAUUUAUUUAUUAGUAUAUAUAUGCGCAUUGGGAUGGAAGUUUACCUGAACUGUCUGGCUAUUGGCUGCUCUAGAAUGGUAUUCCCUCUUUUUGGUCAGAAAUUCAUCUUGGAUGUGAGAGACUUUCUGAUAAAAGUAAUCCUAUGAGAUGUUUUGGUUUCAGAAAAUUUCCAGGUAGCUCUUGUGACUGUAAUGAUAAUGAAGAAUUUGUAAUACAUUUAUUCUUUAAUGAACAAGGGCAUUUAGUGCUUUAGGACAUGAAGUUACUUACUGACCAUUCAUUUGUCAUUUGUAGAAUAAAGGUGAUUAAGAACACCAAGACUGGUCAAAAAAAUUUCUUUCUUAAAAGUCUGAACUUUAUUUUCUCUGUUAAGGCUGAUUUCACACCUUGGCAUGACAGGGGGAGAAUGGCAGUGACAGGGCUGAGCACAAAAAUUAUUACUGACAGCAAUGGCGUCCCAUAUUCAAAUGAUGGCAAUAUUCCGUGGCAACAUAGACUUGAAGGUUCUACUCAUGCAUAAAAACAUAUGCCAAGGUUUAGAAAUACAGUGCUUAACUACAGGAUGAAUGACUUGAAGUGCAAGUGCCAAAGCUAUUGCUGGUAAGAGAAAAUUAAAUAGGAACUUCUGAGAAACUGCUUCCCCAAAGGAUGAUUUGCCUGGUACAGCAGACAGGAUAGUACAAGUAUUAACGAAACUUCCAAUGUACAGUUUUAUAUGCAAUCACCUAUUUCUGGUUGUUAAAAUAGGUAGUAGCUGUAUUUUUGUGAAAUGCAUUCAUUAUCAUGGUUAGACUCAGUACUAUAAAAACACUUUGAAAAUAUGAGUUCACAUUAAAUUCUAUUUAUUUGUUGCCCAGAUCUUUUAGGAUACAGUUUAUGCACCCCACAUUCUAUCUCCUCUACUGUAUUCAAGAAAAAAUACUCUCGUCAGUUUAAUGCAUUUAUUCACCAGGCUAAAAUGUUACAGGAUUAGGCACAAAAGUGAUUGUAGGAAAAUGAAGACUAUUUCAGAGCAAAGGUUCAGUUUUUGUUACAAGGAUCUCAUUCUAUACAUACACCCAUCUAUCUCACAGGUAGUGGGUAG
This is a messenger RNA of Harpia harpyja (harpy eagle), 3476 nucleotides long. It is a transcript of the gene DNTT, whose product is annotated as DNA nucleotidylexotransferase. Gene Ontology annotation, cellular component: nucleus. The coding region runs from base 1 to 1542 and encodes 513 amino acids. Gene Ontology annotation, biological process: double-strand break repair via nonhomologous end joining. Gene Ontology annotation, molecular function: DNA nucleotidylexotransferase activity; DNA-directed DNA polymerase activity; DNA binding. The transcript has 11 exons. The record is from RefSeq and is a predicted model, not a curated record. NCBI's taxonomy places the organism in Eukaryota, Metazoa, Chordata, Aves, Accipitriformes, Accipitridae.